AUGCCAUCCCUAUCAGCCCACAUUGUCAUACGUGCUACGAACCGUGCACUCGAGAUUCCGACUGGCCUGUUCAUCAACAACGAGUUUGUUCCCUCCGCGGAUUCCCCUAAUGAUCUCAUCCACCUAGUUAACCCUGCGACAGAGCAGACUAUAUGCUCCGUGGCAGCUGGCUCGGCAAAGGACAUAGACAUAGCGGUUGCAGCGGCUCGCAAAGCUUUCAAUACCACAUGGGGGAAAAAUGUGACUGGUUUCGAAAGGUCUAAGCUCCUGAAUAAGCUGGCAGAUCUUAUGGAGAGGGAUCAAGAUAUACUCGCAGAGAUCGAGUCUUUGAAUAACGGCAAGCCAUUCAAAAUCGCGAGGGAUUUUGAUAUCGGGGACAGUAUCCAGUGCUUGCGGUACUAUGCGGGGUGGGCCGAUAAAAUAACCGGACAAACUAUCGAAGUCGACAACAAAACCAAGCUUGCUUUCACUAGACACGAUCCUAUCGGAGUUUGCGGACAAAUUAUUCCAUGGAAUUACCCAAUCAAUAUGUGGGCAUGGAAAGUUGCCCCUGCCCUUGCAUGCGGGUGUACCAUCGUUAUGAAACCCUCCGAACUUACCCCUUUGACGGCCCUUAUGCUGUCGAAGCUUAUCGUUGAAGCCGGAUUUCCACCAGGCGUGGUGAACACGAUUCCUUCCCUGGGAUCUGUUGGCGGUGUGGCCUUAUCAAUGCACAUGGAUGUCGAUAAGGUUGCGUUCACCGGGUCUACAGUAACUGGCCGCAAGGUUAUGGAAGCCGCGGCCAAAAGCAAUCUGAAGAAGGUGUCUCUGGAGUUGGGUGGCAAGUCGCCCCAGUUAGUUUUCGAGUCCGCGGAUUUGGAGCAAGCCGCAAACUGGGCUUGCCUCGGUAUUUUGUACAAUACUGGCCAGGAUUGCACGGCAGGAUCUCGUUUGUAUGUUCAGGACACGAUCUAUGACAAGUUUGUCUCCCUCCUCGUCUCUAAAGCCAAGGAGCUCGUGAUCGGCGAUGGCUUCGACGAGAAGAGCGGAGGUGGACCCCUGGUAUCUAAAACUCAAUUCGACAAGGUUUGGCGAUAUAUCGAGAGCGGUCAGGCUCAAGGCGCAAAGGUGGUUCUGGGUGGCCAAAAGCGUCCUGGUAAGGGUUUCUUUGUUGACCCUACGAUUUUCACGGACAUUAAAGCGAACAUGGAUAUCGUCCGAGAUGAGAUCUUUGGGCCGGUUCUGGCGGUGGGCCGAUUCAAAACUGAAGAGGAAGCCAUUUCGCUGGCCAAUGACACGUCUUACGGUCUCGGUGCUGGUUUACACUCCAAUGAUGCAAAUCAGUGCAUGCGCGUCUCGUCUGCCCUUGAAGCUGGAACGGUUUGGGUCAAUCAGUACAAUUUGUUGAAUAACAAUGUUCCGUUUGGCGGGAAAAAGCAGAGUGGCAUCGGCCGUGAACUUGGAAGCUAUGCCCUUGAUGAGUACACUUCGGUCAAGGCUAUUCACUGGAACUUUGGAGAGAAACUUGAUUGGCCACUGUAG
This is a messenger RNA of Suillus subalutaceus, 1521 nucleotides long. Its product is annotated as aldehyde dehydrogenase domain-containing protein. Gene Ontology annotation, molecular function: aldehyde dehydrogenase (NAD+) activity. The transcript is spliced from 16 exons. The coding region runs from base 1 to 1521 and encodes 506 amino acids. Lineage: Eukaryota; Fungi; Basidiomycota; Agaricomycetes; Boletales; Suillaceae. The record is from RefSeq and is a predicted model, not a curated record.